CCAUUUCUCCCUCUUCCAUCUUUCUCUCUCACUCAUCAAUGGCGUUUCGCAAAUCCUUUUCCAACCGCCUCUUCCACUGUUGUAAAACCAUCGCACAGUCGGCAGCUUCAGAACGCACUCCUAUCCCCCCCUCUCCGCGCCAUGCCAUCCUCCCCCCCAAUGCGUUCAGAACAAAGCUCCUUCGAGAGCACCUCGCCUCGCCUCAUUCCCCUCGCAGAGCCUUCUAUGGCCGCCUUCACAACCGCAGAGCCGUAUAUUACUCUGGCCCCUCCGACCUGCCGGAGUGUCUCUCACUUCCCGUUGGAGAGAAACUCAGGGAGAGGCUCAAAGCCAUCGGCAUCGAGGGAGAUCGCCUCCGCCUCGAUGGUCUCGGUCCGCCGGCGAGGGAGAAAGCCAAGGGUGAUUCGCCAUUCGGAAUGACUGUCAAUGAUGCGAGGAAGAUUCUUAAGCUAUCGCGGGUGGAGAAGCUGAAAGCGAAGUUGAGGGAGAUCCCAAGGACCUCGAUUUCUCACUCUGAGUAUAUGGAGCUAUGCGUUGAUGCUUGCGAGAACGUUAAAGAGGGCGCCAAGGUGGCCAAGAUGUUGGAUGAGUCCGGGAACGUCAUCGUUUGGGGAAACGUGGUCUUCCUGCGACCUGAACAGGUGGCGAAGACCAUGGAGAGCUUGAUCUGGAAAACAAUAGGGCAUCCAAAGGACCCGAGGAGGAUGGAACUGGAGGAGAUGGAAAAGCAGAAGGCGAUGAUAGAUGAGAAGGCAAACGCUUUGGUUCGAGGCGAGCUUUACUGCGGACUGGUCUUGCUGGUGCUGCAAACCCUGGCCUUCAUGAGGCUUACUUUCUGGGAACUUAGCUGGGACGUCAUGGAGCCCAUUUGCUUCUUCGUCACCUCCUUCCAUUUCGCUCUCGCUUACCUCUUCUUUCUCAAAACCUCCACUGAGCCCUCCUUCCAGGGCUACUUCUUCCGACGAUUCACCACCAAGCAACAACGCCUAAUGAAGACUUACCAAUUCGACGCCCACAGAUACAAUGAGCUCUGCAGGGCCUUCUAUCCCAAUCAUGACGCUACUUCAGAAGCUCCAUUCUGUUCCUCCUCCCGAGGCAACAUUCUUUGCUCCGCGCAUCAUUGAAGAGUCAUAGCCACAUCUUUCAUAUGUUCGUCCAGAAUGGACUAAUUGGACAACUUGAGUUUAAUUUUUCAAGUGCUUGACCGAGCUGGCCUUUGAUCAACAGUUAUCAAAGUUUUUCACAUCUACCUGAAGGUUCUUCUUUCCGGUUAUUUAGUGGAAGACCUCCGUAUAUACAGGAAAUACUAGGUUGAGAGGUGGUGUGAGUGAGACCGAAUAUCCCCUGAUGUAUGGACUCCUCAGUACAUGGACCACAUACCAAUAGUUGGACUCCCCCCCCCCCCCCAAAUAUCUUGGACCAGAUAGUAGGCCUUGACAGCUGGGAA
Messenger RNA from Neltuma alba, 1447 nucleotides. RefSeq names its product calcium uniporter protein 4, mitochondrial-like. Bases 39 to 1124 code for a protein of 361 amino acids. Gene Ontology annotation, molecular function: uniporter activity; calcium channel activity. The record is from RefSeq and is a predicted model, not a curated record. NCBI's taxonomy places the organism in Eukaryota, Viridiplantae, Streptophyta, Magnoliopsida, Fabales, Fabaceae. Gene Ontology annotation, cellular component: uniplex complex. Gene Ontology annotation, biological process: mitochondrial calcium ion homeostasis; calcium import into the mitochondrion. The transcript is spliced from 2 exons.